GUUAAAGUGAAAUAAUGAAGUUUAAUGACAAAAAAAACCAGAACGCAGGGAACAGGAUACCACAAGGGAACAGGACGACGAAGUAUGACGAGGAUCCGACAAACACACGGAGACACAGCUCGCUGUAGAUAGGAAAUUUAAGCCCACCUGUCCAGAGAUUCUCUACAGAGAUAGUGAAAAACGCAAAGUAUUUCCCAAAAUCCAUCUGGAUCAAGUGGAUCAGAACCAUGUGUAUUUGCAGCUUAAAAACAAGAUUGAGCGUGUUCCAGUGUCGAGGUGUAGCACUCACAGAAAUGUGAGGGCUUGUCUGUCGGCGCAGGAUCCCCUCUGUCUGUGGUGUGUCUCUGAAGACAGCUGUACAUUCGAGGACCACUGCACAGAUUCAGAGUGGAUGUCCGUCCCUGAUGAGGCUCAACAGGAAAUGAUUUCCCACCGAGUUGUGAAGGAUUCCAGUGGAAUGAUCAAAGUAUUGAUCCAGACACACCUGGCUGUGCAGCAGAAGGUUCAGUCUAACUUCACCUGUGAAUUCUCCUCAAAUUCUAGUCAGAUUUGUAGGCAACAGGGGCUUUCAGCACAGUUCCCUCGAUGCACAUGCAUCCUUAUCGACUCUCUUCUAACUGAUGUUCUGGAUGUCACCAUAAAGAUCAGCAUUGGGAAAUCUGAGCUGACAGAACAAAGAAAACUAAUCAACUGUUCAAGUAUUCAUGGACAACCAAGUCCUCAUCUGUGCCGACAGUGCUUCAGCUCUGGGUGCCAGUGGAUGGAGGACAGCUGUUCCUGGGCCAGUGAACUUACUCACAACACCCAGAAGGAUGUUUGCUUGGAGAUAGAAGCUGGGAUGAACAUUUCUAUACCAGAUGUCAUCUCUGUUACACCUAGUGUUGUGUCUCUGUAUGGGAAAAACCACGCUUUGUUGUCGGGUCAUAACCUGAACGACGUGAUCGGAGUGAGAAUCUCGACGCACAUGGACUGUAGUCCACAGGAAUCUCCUGUGUGGAACAACACUGGUGUCAGUUUGACCUUUCACAUCCCCACCACUGAAACUAGAAGAGUGGUCAAAAUGUGUGUUCUUCUGCCUGAUGGUAGUUGCCACGGAAACACUAAAAUCUCCUAUCAGUCGUCACCAGUCUGCACUGACAUAGUACCUCGGAGCAGCUGGAGGAGUGGGAAGAGGAAGGUCAAACUCAUUGGGACACACCUGGAGUUUGUGGAUGGGCUGAUGCAGAGCCACGCCCAGCAUCAAGUGUUGCUUCCCAGGAACCGCAGCAGUCAGGAGACUCUCACCUAUGAUACGCCUACAGCAGAAAACAGUCAGAUUUUCUGCAGCACCGUUUUUAUGAAAGUGGCCAAUCAAACAGUGGCCUGUUUGGUCAAACUAACGUACUAUCCUGAUCCCGAGUUUACUGGCUUCACUACGGAGAGGCUGGGAAAUGAUGCCCGCGUUGUUAUUCAUAAAAGUUCAGAUAAACUGGAGAUGACAGCAGCAGAGUUGUUGGUGUGGGGUGUUGAAGGUGAAAAACAAUAUCCCUGUAUCAAAGUCCUGGAAAACCAUAACAAAACAGACUCCUUUAUCUGUGACAUCCAAGGAGUUAACAAUACUAACUUCAGGGCUAUAAAGAUCAUAUAUGGUGACACAACUGUGUGGAUGCAGACUCUGACUUCAUUACAUCUGGGCCUUCUGAUUCUACAUUUUCUUCUCAAAUGCUCUAUUCUUACUGUGCUGGUGGUUUUCUGUCAGUGGCAAAAGAAACAAGCAAGUUCUGAUUACUGAUCAUUUCUCAGCCAAAGGAUCACUGAGAACAAGUACAGCCCAAGGAUUCUGAAUGUGUACAUCAUGAUCUUUGCUUUGUCUUUACAUUUUUAAACGCUACAGUGUCUUCUAGCAUCCUUCUGUAUCAUCCAAAUGAAUCCACCCUGAACCGUAAGUGAACUAAAUGGCUGAACAGAACACCUAGGUUGAACUGCCUUAAGAAAAGUCACUGAAAGCACUCGCUAUAAAAAUACAAAGACAACCUCCAGAAAGUCAUAGAUUAUAAUUUGUGUUACCAUGACAACUGACACAACUAUGCAUUACUGUCAACACAUGACCACUGUCUCUUUUAGUCAGUGUGUUGAUUUCGAUGAGUGGAUGGACCAGAACCUCCUCCAGUUUGAGAAAACAAAGUUGUCAUUAUUUGGGGUCAUGAAAAUAUGAGGUUAGAAAUCAAUACUCCGUUAGACAUUAUGAGGAUUAAAAUGAAAAAUUCUAGAAAUCUAUUUGUGCCUAUGUAGUUAAGUUUACUUUAAAAACUUUUUACUGUAUUGCCCAACUUAAAAAUAAUUGCUGGGGUUAGAGAUUUCCUGUCAAAUAUAACUGGUGAGUGUUUAAAUUUUUAUUAUGAAUUAUUUUAAUGUCUUUGAAGAUUCACAUAUCUGCAGCGCAUCCAGAAUGCUGCUGCCACAGUCCUGACCAAACACAGGAAACCAGAUCAUAUGACAUCUGAGUUAUUAAAUUACUGCACUGGCCCACUUCUUAGAAAAUUAUAUAUUUUUAAAGUGCAUUAUAGGAUUAGACUAGUCAGGAGUGAAAACAAUGACAGAAGUGGUAAAAAAAAAAAAAAUUGGUUUUAUUUUGGUGUUUUUAAUCUUAUAUUAGCUGUUCGUUUUUAAAAAAUAUAUAUUUUUGUAUAAUUCUUACAACUAUGUAUUUAUUGUACCACAUAUUUUAUUCUAGUUAAUCUUAAGUACUGCUCUUUUUUUAAAUACUGAAAAGUACUUAAAAUUCAUUUUAAGUACUUUUGUGUACACUUUGUGUAUGAAUGGUGGUAUUGGUGACCUGUCCAGAUGGGCACUAGCACCCCUGACCUGCAAAGACAAGCAUGUUGGCUAAUGGAUGGAUGGGAAAAUAAUGAAUAAUGGUAUAAAAAUAAACUUGCCUUGCAAA
Molecule: messenger RNA, 2923 nt
Organism: Gambusia affinis (western mosquitofish)
Lineage: Eukaryota; Metazoa; Chordata; Actinopteri; Cyprinodontiformes; Poeciliidae
Product: plexin-C1-like
Exons: 15
Coding region: 392-1771 (459 amino acids)
Source: RefSeq, a predicted model, not a curated record